UUCAGAUGAUGUUUACGUAUAUAUUUAGUUGUAUAGUAACGGCUCUAAAUAGACGCAAUCAUUUUGGCAGUGGUUAAUGCAUUUGUCCCAGGAAUUCUGGGUAAUGUGAUUUACUUUUUCCAUGAUGCCCCUUAAAUUGGACUAAACAGAGUGAUGGGCUGAUAUUCUCCUGUUUUAUAAUAAUAAAAUGAUUAUCUCCAUGUAGAGGCCACGGACAUGUCAUCAAGCGAGUUCUCCGAGGGCUAUCGGCGAUCCUCCAAUCCACGGCGGGUUCUCCGGGAGGCAUGGAGCCCAACGCAGGACCAACAGCCGUACAACUACAACAAUAACUACGACUACCAACAACGUUCCCCACGGGAGGCGCCCCGAUACUCACCCCGGCAUCACACGAGGGUCCACCCCAUUAAUGACGGGAGCCAAUAUGGAGCCAUUAGUCAAGGGGGUGGAGGAGCAGGAGCAGGGGCAGGGGCAGGAGGUGGAGCAGCAACCGGGGGAGGAGGGAGUACCGUGUGUUUGGUUGCUUCCAUAGCUGUUCUUUCGACCCUGCUCAUAGUGGGAGCAACAUUGGUCGUUGUUUAUUUUACAACAGACAUUCAAUUUGGCAGUUCAUCAUCGGAGACCACAACCGCAGCAACGAUAACAACAUCACCUGCAACAGAAGCUAUAUCAACAAAUGCUCCUACAACUAUUGCUGCUGCCACUACCGGCCAACCUGUAAACUCACCAGAAACCGCGACUACACAGGCUUCCACAACUCUGGGGUCGGCAAAUGCACCUACCACGGCCAUGACGGCAGGAGUUGCCACGACAAACCCAGACAGCUCUGCAGCAAGCUCGACAUCAAGUGAUGCACACACCUCGGCAGCAGUUGCUACAACGCAAUCAGACGGCACUGCAUCAACUUUGACGUCAGCAUAUCCACCUACCAUAGCAGGAGAUGCUACCACACAACAAGACAACAGUGUAGCAACGUUAGGGUCAACUGAUUCACCUGCCACAGCAGGAGUUGCUUCCACAGCAUCUGGUAGCGAUGCAUCAACGUUAACUUCAACUAAUUCACCUAUUACAGCAGCAGUUGUCACAACGCAGCCAGAAAGCUCUACAGCCACUUUAACCACUAAGUCUACAACCUCAAGAGCGGUUGGUGUAUCGAGCACACAAUCUUCAAACACUGACACAACACAAGGUAGUACAGUUCCUAGCAGUUCAAGCCUUACAACCUCAAAUACACGUACAACAACCACGGAGUCUACAGUACAGUCUUCCACAUCUGCAACAACUGCUAACCCGGCCUCAACACCAAUAGCAACCACAUCUUCCAGUACCGCACAAUCUGUCAGCUCCUCAACCAAUCCAUCCAACAAGGCUACAACAGUUGACAUGGGUACAACACAAGAAAUACAGUCAACGGCUGACACAGCCACAACAACAACCAAUUCCCAUGUCUCGACAACAAACGAAGAUGUCACAACAGAGGAAGAGGUCACAACACAGGAAGAGGAUGAGCUGACGUAUUCCAUGACGACUGUUGACUCCUCGAUCUUGACCACCGAUGACUCGUCGGACCAGACCGGGUCUACAGCAGGUGCUUACACCGAAAAUACAGAGGUUACAACUGAAGAGUUGACCGCAACUCCCACAGAUGCAACAACCGCCGACACUUGAAAAAAUUAUAUAGGCCUAACUAAGAAUUAACUGAGAGUAUUUGCAUACACAGAUCCGUCUUUUGUUAGGUCUCAAGUACGGAAUGGUAGUUCAAUGGUAGCUCACCCCCCCCCCCUCAUAAUCCUGGGGGCAA
This is a messenger RNA of Lytechinus variegatus (green sea urchin), 1798 nucleotides long. Its product is annotated as serine-rich adhesin for platelets-like. The transcript is spliced from 3 exons. The record is from RefSeq and is a predicted model, not a curated record. The coding region runs from base 217 to 1665 and encodes 482 amino acids. Lineage: Eukaryota; Metazoa; Echinodermata; Echinoidea; Temnopleuroida; Toxopneustidae.